Momordica charantia (bitter melon) is the source of this 1427-nucleotide messenger RNA. RefSeq names its product mediator of RNA polymerase II transcription subunit-like protein. Gene Ontology annotation, biological process: positive regulation of DNA-templated transcription. The record is from RefSeq and is a predicted model, not a curated record. Gene Ontology annotation, cellular component: SWI/SNF complex. NCBI's taxonomy places the organism in Eukaryota, Viridiplantae, Streptophyta, Magnoliopsida, Cucurbitales, Cucurbitaceae.
AGGGAGUGGAGUAGCCCGUAGGGCCAAUCCGACGAUGGGUUUUCGAAUGUUGCUUCGUCUCUGCGAACUGCAUCGCCCAUAGAAUCAGCUGAGUCCGCGAACGAAAUGGAAGAAGCUAAGGCAAUGGCUGCUCAACACCAACAGCAGCUACUUUUGCAACAACACAAGCAGCAACAGCAACAACAGCACCACCAAACUCAGCAGCAGCAGCAGCAGCAGCAGCAGCAAUUUCUUCUCUUUCAACAACUUCAGAAACAGCAGCAGGCCGCCCAGGCUGCUGCUAUUUCUCGAUUUCCUUCCAAUAUCGACGCCCAUUUGCGCCCACCGGGCCUUCACCUCCGUCCUGGAUCCAUCAAUCUCCACCAAAACCCCAAACCUAACCCUAACCCUAAUCCAACCGCAUCUCUUCCUAAUUUGCAGUCCAACCCUAGCCCCAGUCAACCGUCAUCCCAACAAUUGCAGCAGCAGAGAGCUAUGCGACCCGGGAACCAGGCGGAACUCCAGAUGGCUUAUCAGGACGCUUGGCGUGUUUGCCAUCCUGACAUUAAGCGGCCCUUUGCUUCUCUUGAAGAUGCUUGUGAGAGGCUGCUGCCAUAUCACGUGGUGGCUGACUAUGAGGCUGAAGAAGAUGAUAGAAUUCUCGACUCGGAUCCCACGGGUCAAAUGUUGUCACGCUCACAGCAGUGGGACCAUAACAUCUCAGCCAAAAUUUCUGAAUUUAUUGCCACUUUUGAGAAGCAGGUAUUGGCCUUCAACAUCAUAACUCGCAAAAGAGCAUUGGGGGAGUUUCGCUCAGAAGAAAGAUUGAUGUUUGAGCAAGCCCUUAUGCAAGAAGAGAAACGGAACCUUCUGGAACUAAAAGCUGAGAUUGAAUUGAGAGGGAAGGCUGGCAAAGAGGCACACGAAGCAAAAACACGGAUGGCGUCGAUGAUGCAGACCGACCAAACAAGGGCUGAACCACAGGCUAACGAAAUGAUGGCACGAGUUCCCAUGAGAACAGGUGCACUUGUCAGAUCUCAAAGUGGCGAUGUUCAAGUUGGCCAUGGUGUCGGAGAGCAGGAGCAAGUUCAUCCAAGCGAAAUGAUGAAUGGAUGGGGAAAUAACACACAGGGAGAUGAGAAAGAGGCAUCAGAGGACCUAUUGAAUGAUGAGGAGGCCGAGAAUGGCGAUACGGGCAUGCACGAUAGCUGGCGCGAAGUUGGGGAAUUUGAUCUGAACACGAGAUGAAAUGUGAGUGGAACGGCUUGACCAAGCCUAAAUGUGGGUACGUUGGAACUUUGAGUAGGAAAUACAAAUACAUGUAUUGCUUAUACUUGUCUAUUGGUGAUAAAAUCUCUACAUCCAAACAAGAAUGUCCUUCGCUUCGAAGCAGUAAGAUGUAUUAAAAAGGAAGAAGAAAUUGACGAAUAGGUAUUACCUUCAUUCCA